CCUUUCUGGGACUUUCCAUGUGGUGUUGAGUGCCGAGCUCCACUGGACAGAUAGGUGGAGUGUCCCUUGUCCUUUCCCUUUGGAUCUGAGCAGCAUUAAAGAGCCGACCAUGCCUGGACUUCUGCUGGGAGACGAGUUCCCAAACUUCGAGGCCGACACCACCAUCGGCAGGAUCAAAUUCCACGAUUUCCUGGGCAGCUCGUGGGGCAUCCUGUUCUCCCACCCAAGGGACUUCACACCUGUCUGCACCACUGAGCUGGCCUGUGCCGCGAGGAUCAGUGAUGAGUUCAAGAAGCGAGGUGUGAAGAUGAUUGCCUUGUCCAUUGACAGUGUUGAGGAUCACCGCAACUGGAGCAAGGAUGUGAUGGCAUAUAACAGUGACGCUGAAAGCGCUCUGCCCUUCCCCAUCAUCGCUGACGACAAGAGAGAGCUGGCCGUCCAGCUGGGCAUGCUGGACCCAGAUGAGAGAGACAAGGAUGGGGUGCCCCUCACUGCUCGCUGCGUCUUUGUGAUUGGCCCUGACAAGAAGCUGAAGCUGUCCAUCCUCUACCCUGCCACCACAGGAAGGAACUUUGACGAGUUGCUCAGAGUUAUUGACUCUCUGCAGCUCACUGCGCAGAAGAAGGUUGCCACGCCGGUUGACUGGAAGCCUGGUGAGAAGGUCAUGGUCAUUCCCUCGCUCUCUGAGGCCGAAGCUGCAGCUCUCUUCCCCAAUGGCGUUACAACGAAAGAGGUGCCUUCUGGGAAGAAAUACUUGCGCUACACCCAGCUCUGAAGAUACUUCAUUCUGCUCUACUUUACCGCUUUUUUUUUUGUCUCAGAAAUCCUUGGAUGAUGAUUCACACAUAGAACUGACCAAAAGCAUAGAUGCACUUACCUGGUGUGGUGACUAGUUUUUUCCGUUACGCCACAUGCCCAGCAGUGAACCAGAGAUAUUUAUACUGUCACUGUACAGUGCCUUGUUUACCCUGUCUCAAUAAACACCCUUGUCACA
This is a messenger RNA of Toxotes jaculatrix (banded archerfish), 994 nucleotides long. It is a transcript of the gene prdx6, whose product is annotated as peroxiredoxin 6. Gene Ontology annotation, biological process: cell redox homeostasis; cellular oxidant detoxification. Lineage: Eukaryota; Metazoa; Chordata; Actinopteri; Toxotidae. Gene Ontology annotation, cellular component: mitochondrion; cytosol. Bases 110 to 775 code for a protein of 221 amino acids. The transcript is spliced from 5 exons. The record is from RefSeq and is a predicted model, not a curated record. Gene Ontology annotation, molecular function: peroxiredoxin activity.